Messenger RNA from Chironomus riparius, 3272 nucleotides. The record is from the annotation of a GenBank genome assembly. Lineage: Eukaryota; Metazoa; Arthropoda; Insecta; Diptera; Chironomidae.
UUUUUUAAAGAUUCAACACCAAUACAAACAUAAAAAUUGCAAAAUCAUUAACAACAAAAAAUAUUAAUUUAAAAAAUUACAGGAUUUGCUUAAGUUAUGUCCAAUUUCGGAAUUGAUUUACUAUUUGAAACGCAGAAGGGAAACAUUCACAGUGAAAACGAUGCAUUAAUUAUCGUUAUUCAUUGGGUUUUAUGCAAAAACAAUUUUCGUAGUGUUGGUGUUGGUGAUAAUAAAAUAUUCAGUGAUGAGGAUAGACCAACAGAGUUAUUGCCACAAGGAUGGAAUCAAAAUCAAACAUCGUACACAUUGAGAUACACAUUAAAUAAGAAUAUCUUCAUCCUUUAUGGAAUUGUCUCGGAUGAUACUUUAAUGAUCAAUUUGUUGGAUGCAAAGACUCUUAAGACUGUUGGAUUAGUAUUUAAAGCAAUGGAAGUCAUAAAAUCAAGAGUUGGAAUGACAUUGAAUGAUUAUGUUAAUGAUAGUCAAACUAUAAUUAAUAAAAUGAAUGAAGACAUUGUUAAGCCGAUUUUAGAUCAGAAUGCUGAGAGACGAUCAGGAAGUACAUCAAGAGGUAAUAGAAAUGAUGAUCCAUUGCUUGUUAGACCAGUUGUUCCUCCAAUGUAUCAAGACAGAAGAAAUGAUCCACUUAGAGAUCCAUUAAGAGAUAUAGGAAGAGGUGAUUUAGAUCCAUUUGGACGUGGAGGAGGAAGUAUCUUUCAACCAGAAUUCCGACCUGAAUUCGGCCCAAUAAACCCUCUUCGCCCAGCUGGGAUACCUCCCGGUGCUAGAUAUGAUCCUCCCAAUCCUUUCAGACGAUUAGAUCCAGACAACGAUCAUUUGAGACCUCCACCUGGCUACGAUGACAUGUUUAUGAAGAAGUUUAGUGGAAGUGGCUUAUGUGAAAAAAAAAUCUUUAAUAGUUUAAUAGAGCAGAGCAAAAUAAGUUGUAAUGGUGAUGUCACUGUACAGAACAUUAAAGACUGGCACUAUGAAGAAACGCCGGGAAUCAAGGUUUCGCAAUCAUAUGAAAAAUAUGCUGUAAUCAACAACAGAUUGAUGACAUUAGUUCCAUUGUUAAUUCGCCUGAUCAACAAGAAUAUUGUAAAGCUUUUUAGUCUCGGUCCGCCAGAAACGAAAUUAAAAGAUUUAAGUCUGCCAGUUGAUAGUAGCACUAUAAGCAGUAGCACAACGAUAAAUAAUAAUAAUAUUACUAAUAAUAGCAACGACAUGGUGUCAAGAAGGAAAAUAUUGUCUCGUUCCCGAGAUGAUCUUAAUAUGGAUGCACCAUUUGUGCAAGUUGAGGAAGACGUUUGGUAUCAAAAGGAAAAGCUAUUCAGGGAACAUGUUCAGGAAGUUUUAGAUAAGUGGACACAAAUAGACGAUGAGAUAUGGGCUAAAGUAAUUGUCUUUGAAAGAAAUCGUCGGGUAGCCAAAGCUUAUGCUCGAACACCAGUACUCACAAUUAAUGGAUCUGAUGAUGGCUUCGAUGGUAUGAGAAUUGGCUUGUGCGGUUUUGAUAAUCCAAUGCGGGAUCAAAAAACAGAUGAAUUAAAACGUCAUGUUGGACAGGGAGUCAAGCUUAAAAUGGAUGACAAUGGAAACAUUCUAGCAAGACGAUACUCAAAAAGCAACAUCUACGUGAAAGGAGCAACAAAUUCAAAUGACGAGACGGCAAUUGGAACAGAGAUUCUCAAAUCACCAGCUCAAUGUUUAGAGAUUGAGAAGGUCAUGAAGAUUUUUGAUAUGAAAAAGUUUCAAUCAAACGUUAGCCGUGAAUUGAGUCGUUCAUAUCCAGACAGACGACGUCUUGAGACACAAUGCAUGUCAGUAUUGGCAUUUGUCAAAUCUGAAAAUGAUGUUUUGGACUGUCCUAUUUGGGUUUUAAUAAUCAACGUCGUUGCCAUGGACAUGCUUAAAACUAAAUUGCCUCCAGUUCAUCGUCAAUUUGACAUGAGGAAUCGACCAAGAAUUCCAGUUCCAGACGAAGAUCCAUAUAGUAUAGCUGGAAAUGAGAUUGAAAGUUCAGGAUCAUCAGGUUUCGGUGCAUCAGGCAUUUAUGGACGUGUUCCACGUGACCAAAUGUUAAUGCAAUCAUCACAAUAUCCACCAUUAAGACGCGAGAAGCCACCAAAAUUGCCACCACGCAGCGAUAAUUUAUAUGGACUUCACGAAACUCACAGUGCAUUGAAACCUGAUUAUGAUGAAAUUGACGAUGAAGAAAUACGCGUAAAGCUAGUCUCAAGAAGUAAAUCGGAUAAGAACAAUAACAAAAAUCAAAGGAAAUAUGAUGAUCCAUACUAUUGCGGUUUGCGUGCUCGGGUACCAAAUUUUGCAAAGGAAAAGGUGUCUCGAAAGACAAGUCGUGCAAAUGAGGAGAUUUAUGUAAGCAAUAGUAGAAAUUUGAAUAGAAUUCCACGCGAUCCAGUGAUUAAAAGACGCUCAAUUGCACAUAUGGAUAGACAUCAGCCAACAUUCUCAUCAUUAUAUCAAUUAAAUCAAAUUAAUGAUCCUAGAUCAAGUUUAUAUCAAAGACUUCAUCAUCAUUCACACAAUCUGAUGUCACCGAUGAGACAAUAUGGCAUGUGGCAUGCACGAAGUUAUGAAAGUGGAAUAGAUUCAGAAUUUGUUGAAUCACCUUAUCAUAUGUAUGGACGAUUGCCAACACCUUCAUCGAGAGGAGGUUCACGCGGUUAUGUCUCAUCAGCUUCGAGAAUGUAUAUUGGUGAUUGGGAAUAAUCAAGUAUGUGAUUAAGUUUGGAUGUGAUUAAGUUUGGAUGGAUUAGUAACGUUAAUUCUGCAGAUUCCCCAAUUAUUAUAUCUUAUAAGAUUUUUUGCAAUACAUGAUUUUUAAUGAGGGGGUCCUAUCCUUGAAAAAUUCCAGUAUGUUCCCCUAUCAAGUUUUACAUACUUUGUUUCAUUGUCUAAUAAACCAAAGAAAGUCAAAAUUUUAAAGUUUUUCUGUGAGGACAUAGCUCAUCACAUGUUUUUGUAUAUCAUUGGAUGAGAUUAUAAUUGAUAUUAUAUAUAUACAAUAGCAUAAAUCACUUACCACUAGCGCAAAGUACUUCCAUAUUUUUCAUGAUAUAUUCUUAAUGAUAUUUAGCCAUUUAUUUUUUAUCAGCUUCCAUUUUUCUCUUAUUUUUUUGCAUUCAACUGAGGACAUUCUGUACUUUAUAAUUCUUAUAGAUAAUCGUAAGCACAAAAGCUUCUUGCAUGUAUAAUUGUAUAAUUUUUAAUAUGAAUAAAAAUUAUAUUUUACUAUAAAAUGUAAA